This is a messenger RNA of Pistacia vera, 1541 nucleotides long. Its product is annotated as formin-like protein 20. Lineage: Eukaryota; Viridiplantae; Streptophyta; Magnoliopsida; Sapindales; Anacardiaceae. The transcript is spliced from 4 exons. Bases 319 to 1401 code for a protein of 360 amino acids. The record is from RefSeq and is a predicted model, not a curated record.
CAUCAACAACACCUACUGUCACUUCUUUUACUCUCUCUUUAUUAUAAUUCUCUCUCUUUAUCUCUCUGAAGCAAACUCUGUUCGUUUCUCUUUGAAUCUUAUAACUAUUCCGAUUCGCAUUGGAUCUAUUUCAGACCAUUUUUGUUAGUUCGAUCCAUUUCCUCCAUUUCUUUUAACUAACUUUUACGCGUGUCGUUUAUCAAUUGAGAAAUUGUGCGGGAUCUGCGCUCGGAACACCUGGAAUCAACAUGAUCUAUCCUCCGGAGGUGUAACCAAUCAACGGUUUGGAUCCGAUCGGAGGACAAACAGCGCCAUCAGAUGGCGCUGUUUAGACGCUUCUUCUAUCGGAAGCCGCCGGAUCGGCUUCUCGAGAUCUCCGAGCGUGUCUACGUGUUUGACUGUUGCUUCUCCACCGAUGUAUUGGAAGAAGAUGAGUACAAGGUUUACAUGGGUGGGAUUGUGGCACAACUACAAGACCACUUUCCUGAUGCUUCUUUCAUGGUGUUUAACUUUAGAGAAGGGGAGAGGCGGAGCCAAAUUUCAGACAUAUUGUCUCAGUAUGACAUGACAGUUAUGGAUUACCCUCGUCAGUAUGAGGGAUGUCCUUUGUUGCCGCUGGAGAUGAUCCAUCACUUCCUUCGAUCGAGUGAAAGCUGGUUGUCUUUGGAAGGGCAACAAAAUGUGUUGUUGAUGCAUUGUGAGAGAGGAGGAUGGCCUGUGCUUGCAUUCAUGCUUGCUGGUCUUUUGCUAUACCGGAAACAGUACACUGGGGAGCUGAAGACAUUGGAGAUGGUCUACAAGCAAGCCCCUAGAGAACUUCUCCAUCUUCUGUCUCCUUUAAACCCGCAGCCUUCCCAGAUGAGAUACCUUCAGUACAUUUCUAAAAGGAAUAUGAGUUCUGAUUGGCCUCCAUCUGAUACACCUCUACUUUUGGACUGCUUGAUACUUAGAGUCCUUCCAAUUUAUGGGGGGAAAGGUUGCAGGCCAGUUAUACGUGUUUACGGCCAGGAUCCUAAAAUACCAGCCAAUAGAAGUUCCAAACUUCUGUUUUCAACUUCGAAGACAAAGAAACAAGUCCGCAACUAUCUACAGGAUGAAUGUGCACUGGUGAAAAUAGAUAUUCAUUGCCGAGUUCAAGGGGAUGUUGUUCUCGAGUGCAUCCAUUUGGAGGAUGAUCUCAUACAUCAAGAGAUGAUGUUCAGAGCUAUGUUUCACACUGCUUUUGUGCGAGCAAAUAUUUUGAUGCUGAGCAGGGAUGAAGUUGAUGUCUUAUGGGAUACCAAGGACCAAUUCCCAAAGGACUUCAAGGCAGAGUCGUGGCAAGUGAAGAUGGUAAUGAGACAGAAGGUGCUUCACCUGAGGAAUUCUUUGAGGUGGAAGAGAUCUUCAGCAAUGUUGUAGAUGGUCAGGAGGCAAAGGGAGACUAUGAUACUCAAGAAGUCCGUGUCAAUAUGGCAAAUGAUAUAGAUAAAAAAGAAGUUUGGAAGGAAGAUGCUGAACCUCAUUCAUUUCAAGAUUGCCCAACCGAUGAUGGGAUUCAC